Messenger RNA from Ostertagia ostertagi, 354 nucleotides. The record is from the annotation of a GenBank genome assembly. Lineage: Eukaryota; Metazoa; Nematoda; Chromadorea; Rhabditida; Trichostrongylidae.
AUGCUUCUCAUCGUUUCGCUGUUAGUUGUCGCCGGGUUAGCGAGUGCAGCGGAGGACCAGAAGCUGUCCUGGAAGGACGAAGAUGGUUUGGAGGUGAAGAUUGUGAAGCCGAUCAAGAAGGAGCUGUGCACGGUCGUCUCCAAGCCAGGUGACGAAGUCGAGCAGUUCUAUCGAUUGACCGACAAAGACGGCAAGGAAAUCGGCAGCAACUUUGGCAAAAAACCAUAUACCUUCGUCCUGGGUAAAAAUCAAGUUAUUGCCGGCAUGGACCGAGCAAUGACUGGCAUGUGCAUCGGAGAGAAGCGAAAGGUCGUCAUCCCUGGAGCGCUCGGAUUCGGUGACGGUGGAAGAGAA